This is a messenger RNA of Rosa rugosa (rugosa rose), 1129 nucleotides long. RefSeq lists its product as uncharacterized. Gene Ontology annotation, molecular function: oxidoreductase activity. NCBI's taxonomy places the organism in Eukaryota, Viridiplantae, Streptophyta, Magnoliopsida, Rosales, Rosaceae. Bases 97 to 942 code for a protein of 281 amino acids. The record is from RefSeq and is a predicted model, not a curated record. The transcript has 3 exons.
GUCUUAGUCAAACACCCACCAUCAGUGGAGUUCCACGUGUACGGAUUAUUAUACACUAAACACCAUCUUUCCGCUUUGUUCCAUUCACUCUUAGCAAUGGCGAGGCAAGUCUCCGAUCACCUGGAGCCAUGGCGCGACCUACCCGACAAGGUCGUCAUGGUCACCGGCGCCUCUUCCGGCCUCGGCCGUGACUUCUGUUUGGAUUUGGCCAAAGCCGGCUGCCGGAUUGUAGCGGCGGCUCGGCGCGUCGACCGCCUCCAGUCUAUCUGUGAUGAAAUCAACCAGCUCUCCACCACCGCGCCGCCGCAGCCGAGGGCCGUCGCGGUCGAGCUCGACGUCAGCGCCGACGGCUCUGCUAUUCAGAAGUCUGUGCAGAAGGCUUGGGAUGCCUUUGGCCGCAUCGAUGCCCUCAUCAACAAUGCCGGUGUUAGAGGUAAUGUGGCGUCUCCAUUGGAAUUGUCUGAGGAGGAGUGGAACAGCACUUUCAAGACAAACUUGACUGGGACCUGGUUGGUGUCAAAAUAUGUUGCCCUAUGCAUGCGUGAUGCAGAUAAGGGAGGAUCAAUCAUUAAUAUAUCUUCCAUUGCUGGUCUUAAUCGUGGAUAUUUGCCUGGAGGUUUAGCCUACAAUUGCUCAAAGGCUGGCGUGAACACCUUGUCAAAGGUCAUGGCUGUGGAGUUGGGGGCACACAAGAUCAGAGUGAAUGCAAUAUCACCUGGGCUUUUCAGAUCUGAAAUUACAGAGGGUCUUAUGCAAAAGGAUUGGCUACACAAUGUGGCUAUGAGGACUGUCCCUUUGAGAACAUAUGGCACUUCAGAUCCAGCAUUGACAUCACUAGUUCGUUAUUUGAUACAUGACUCCUCUGAAUAUGUCUCGGGCAAUAUUUACAUUGUAGACGCAGGAGUCACCUUGCCAGGUGUCCCUAUUUUCUCUUCCCUUUGAAUUUCAUGCUGAUUUAUGUUCAUAAGAAAAUAAUCUACAUUAAUAUAAGACAUAUUUGGUACCACCCUGCAAGUGUAAGGCUUGAAUAAGAAAAUAACAUUCUGCAAGGUGUUUGAGUCAUGUGAUUAUUACAUGUGUCGCGUAAUGAAACUUUGCCAAUUUGUUAAUGAUCACUUUGUCUGAAUUA